CGAGGUGACCGGUACUGCCAUUCUGGUGGCUUAACUCUUCCGGCUGAACAAUUCCUUUGCCUCAUCGAACCAAGCAGGUUUCGUGCAUAUAAACAUCCGCACGCGGCGCUAGCUUGUGAGCAGAGACGGGCGGUGCAACUGUACCGUGCAUAUAUCCUUAAUUGGUUGUUUCGUCUCACGCCUCUCGCCGGUUUCCUUCUUCUUCGCGGGCGGGCUCCAUCGUCUUAGCUUCAGGAACCGGAGAUAGGUAGCAACAGAAGCAGCCGGUGGAGGCCAGCUUGACGAUCGACGAGAGCAUGGGUGCCGCGUUCCUGGCGUCCUGGCCAUGGGAGAACCUUGGCAUGUUCAAGUACGCGCUGUACGGGCCUCUGGUGGGCAGGGCGGUGGCAUCGCGGGCGUGGGAGCGCGGCAGCCCCGACCACUGGCUGUUCCUCCUGCUGGCCCUCUUCACCCUCCGCGCCCUCACCUACCAGCUGUGGAGCUCCUACAGCAACAUGCUCUUCCUCACCCGCCGCCGCCGCAUCGUCCGCGACGGCGUCGACUUCGAGCAGAUCGACAAGGAGUGGGAUUGGGACAACUUCCUGAUCCUGCACAUCCUAAUUGCCUCCGCGGCCUUCUACGCCAUCCCGUCGCUGCGGCACCUCCCGGCAUGGGAACCCAGGGGCCUGCUCGUCGCCGCCAUCCUCCACGUGGUGCUCACCGAGCCCCUCUACUACUUGUCGCACCGCGCCUUCCACGGCGGCCGCCUCUUCGCGCGCUACCACGCGCUCCACCACUCCUCGAGGGUGCCCACGCCGUUCACGGCCGGAUUCGCCACGCCGCUCGAGCACCUCGUCCUGGGCGCGCUCGUCGUGCUGCCGCUCGCCGGCGCAUGCGCCGCGGGCGUCGGAUCGGCGGGGCUGGCCUUCGUCUACGUGUUCGCCUUCGACUUCCUCAGGGCCAUGGGCAGCUGCAACGUGGAGCUCUUUCCCGCCGGCCUCUUCCGGGCGGCGCCGUUUCUCCGAUACAUAAUCUACACCCCGACGUACCACACCAUCCACCACACGGGGAAGGCAUCCAACUUCUGCCUCUUCAUGCCGCUCUUCGACCGCCUCGGCGGCACGCUCGACGCCGCGUCAUGGGAGCUGCAGGAGAAGAACCGAGCAGGUGUGGACGAGGUGCCGGACUUCGUGUUCCUGGCGCAUGUGGUGGACGUGAUGCAGUCCAUGCACGUCCCCUUCGUCAUGCGAUCCUUCGCCUCCACGCCAUUCGCCGUGCGGGCCUUCCUCCUGCCGUGCUGGCCCAUCUCGCUCCUCUUCAUGUUCAUGGUCUGGGCCUGGUCCAAGACAUUCGUCAUCUGCUACUACCAUCUCCGCGGCAAGCUCCACCAGACAUGGGCCGUCCCAAGAUACGGGUUCCACUACUUCCUGCCUUUCGCCAAGGACGGCAUCAACGACCAGAUCGAGCUCGCCAUUCUCAGAGCCGACAAAAUGGGCGUCAAGGUCGUCAGCCUCGCGGCCCUUAACAAGAACGAGGCGCUCAACGGCGGCGGCACCCUGUUCGUCAACAAGCACCCGGACCUCCGCGUGCGCGUCGUCCACGGCAACACCCUCACGGCCGCGGUCAUCCUCAACGAGAUCCCCAAGGGCACCACCGAGGUCUUCAUGACCGGCGCCACCUCCAAGCUCGGCAGGGCCAUCGCGCUCUACCUAUGCAAGAAGAGGAUUCGCGUCAUGAUGAUGACGCUGUCGACGGAGCGAUUCCAGAAGAUCCAGAAGGAGGCGCCGGAGGAGUGCCAGCAGUACCUGGUGCAGGUGACCAAGUUCCGAUCGGCGACGCAGUGCAAGACGUGGAUCGUCGGCAAGUGGCUCUCGCCGCGGGAGCAGCGGUGGGCACCGUCGGGCACGCACUUCCACCAGUUCGUGGUGCCCCCCAUCAUGGAGUUCCGCCGGGACUGCACCUACGGCAAGCUCGCCGCGAUGCGCCUCCCCAAGGACGCGAGGGGCCUCGGGUCGUGCGAGUUCUCGCUGGAGCGCGGGGUGGUGCACGCUUGCCACGCCGGCGGUGUCGUGCACUUCCUCGAGGGGUACAAGCACCACGAGGUGGGCGCCAUCGAUGUCGACCGCAUCGACGUGGUCUGGGAGGCCGCGCUCAAGCACGGCAUCCGGCCCGCCUGAUCAGCCGUGCAUAUGUCCACCCACGGCACAAACCGGGCCGACACCCAAGCUCUUUUUUUUUCUUGGCAUAUACUAUAGUCUACAGAUCGUGUUGACGUGGUGGUGGUGGUAUUGUUUCCAUUUGUACACACAUACAGGACUGCACAAUAUACAAAAUGCAAGUACACAUUAAUUA
Lolium rigidum is the source of this 2331-nucleotide messenger RNA. RefSeq names its product very-long-chain aldehyde decarbonylase GL1-1-like. Gene Ontology annotation, biological process: lipid biosynthetic process. Gene Ontology annotation, molecular function: iron ion binding; oxidoreductase activity. The transcript is spliced from 6 exons. NCBI's taxonomy places the organism in Eukaryota, Viridiplantae, Streptophyta, Magnoliopsida, Poales, Poaceae. The coding region runs from base 297 to 2156 and encodes 619 amino acids. The record is from RefSeq and is a predicted model, not a curated record.